Molecule: messenger RNA, 1056 nt
Organism: Microthlaspi erraticum
Lineage: Eukaryota; Viridiplantae; Streptophyta; Magnoliopsida; Brassicales; Brassicaceae
Source: the annotation of a GenBank genome assembly
AUGGCUCGUCCACAAGACCCUCCACGAGGUUUCUUUCCCUUUGGAAACCCAUUCAAGAAUCUAUCAUCAUCAAAGAGCCCUCUUCUAUCUGCAAACCUUCUCUCACUGUUGAACAAUUUCGAAGCAAACUUGGCAGUUUCAAUCACAAAGCUUGUCCCAAAGCAAAAGACCGAAAUCCUGACUGUUUCAUGGAUGAAGCAAGCCAUGGAAUCUCUUUGCGAGACGCAUAACGGUAUCAAGACCCUUAUCACCGAUCUACAGCUUCCUGUAUCUGAUUGGGAGGAUAAAUGGGUCGAUGUGUACCUCGACAUAAGCGUGAAGCUUCUUGAUCUCUGCAAUGCCUUUAGCUCAGAGCUAACUCGUCUCAACCAAGGUCAUCUCUUGCUCCAGUUUGCGUUGCACAACUUAGACACAAACUCUCCUCAGAAUCUGUCCAAAGCUCAAUCAUCCCUCGACAGCUGGAGGCAACACAUUGCUUCCAAGAACCCGAGGAUCGAAAACUGCCGUGCGAUCUUGAGCAGCCUUGUUCAGACCUUGAAUCUCCCCAAGGUGAAAAACUCGGCCAAAGGAAAAGUCCUGAUGCGAGCUCUGUACGGCGUAAAGGUCAAGACUUUGUACAUUUCCGGUGUUUUCGCUGCAGCGUUCUCAGGUUCAUCGCAAAGUCUGUUGUACCUUACUGUCUCAAACGAGCUUCCAUGGGCACAGUCAUUCAUGGAAAUGCAGAACACAAUGAACUCAGAAAUCAAGAGUAUGUUUUUAUCCGACAGGUUAACGGUUCUGAAAGAGCUCGAGGCAGUUGAUUCGGGUGUGAAGAAGCUUUACCCUGCGAUCCAACAAGGGUCGUCAUUAGAUUCCAUUUCCAUGCAGCCAUUGAAGGACUCAGCCGCAGAGUUAUCGAAUGGGCUGGAUCUUGUUUCCAAGGAAGUCGAUUGUUUCUUCAAGAUUCUGUUAUCGGGGCGAGACACGUUACUAGAGAACCUGAGGUCGAUAGGCGCAUCAACGGCACUGGCAACGUCACCAAGAAAGGCUGCCGGAAAAAACUACAGAGGGUUCUGA